AAGUGCAGCGAAUUUGUACAGAAUUUAAAAGUAAAUAAUUUAAAGAAAAUUCUAGAAAUUUUAAAAUAAGAAUUACAAGAUGUCAACAUCAACUAAAGAAAAAGUUAGUGGCGAAAUUAAUGCUGCAAACGAGGAAAACAAACCCAUAUUUCGAGACAUCGAUGCAGAUGACACAGCCGCCGAGGCUACUGAAAUUGAAUCGGCAUGUAUGAAUUGUUUUAAAACGGGAGUCACGCGUUUGUUGUUAACAAAAAUUCCAUUCUUUAAAGAGGUGGUUAUAAUGUCUUUCAAAUGUGAAUUUUGUGGCUAUGAAAACAAUGAAAUUCAAUCCGCCUCCGAGGUGCAGAGAAAAGGUGUCAGCAUAAUAUUGGAGGUUAGAGAUUCUAAAGACCUAAAUCGCCGUGUUGUUAGAUCGGAUUAUACAUUAGUUAAGAUACCCGAAGUGGAAUUAGAGAUACCAUCGCAAUCCCAAAAGGGAGAAAUAACUACUGUCGAAGGCAUUAUUGAUAGAACAGUACGUGGCUUAAAUCAGGAUCAAGAUAAGCGCAGAAUAGAACAUCCGGAGGAAGCAGCAUCAAUUGAUGCAUAUAUUGAACGUUUGAAUAAUUUGAAAGAACUUAAAACCCCAUUUACAUUAAUAGUAGAAGACAUAAGUGGUAACUGUUUCAUUGAAAAUCCAAUGGCUCCAUCUACAGAUCAUAAUGUUAAAACCAGACAAUUUGCUCGUACCAAAGAGCAGGACCACCAAUUGGGUUUUUAUGAUCAAGCUGAAGCUCCUGCAGAACAAGAACAACCCGACCAAAACGAACAACAUUUGUUAAAACCCAUAACAGAAGGUUCCUGGAAAUUGGAGGAAUUACAUGGUGAAGUUUUACAAUUUCAAACACUGUGUCCAGAAUGUCGUGCCCCCUGUGUGACCAAUAUGAAAAUGACCAACAUUCCUCACUUCAAAGACGUCGUUAUUAUGGCAACUGUAUGCGAUGUGUGUGGUAACAGAACAAAUGAAGUCAAAUCGGGUGGAGGCAUCGAAGAAAUGGGUAGAAAAUUUGAGGUUCGCAUAGAAACUAAAGACGACUUGAUGCGUGAUGUAUUAAAGUCGGAAACUUGCAGUUUAUCAAUACCUGAAUUAGAUUGCUCUGUAGGUCCCUCUGCCUUAGGUGGUCGCUUUACCACCGUAGAAGGAAUCUUAACUGCAAUGAAAGAUCAAUUAGCAGGCAAUGAUGUCAUGUUUCACGAUUCAUCUGAAGAUUCUGCUAAACAAAGAUUUCAAGGUUUUGUAAAGAGAUUCGAUGAAAUUGUCAAUUUGAAAACCGUAGCAACUCUUAUACUGGACGAUCCAGCGGGCAACAGUUACGUACAAUCGCUUACAGACAACGAUGAACUUGAUGAUAAAUUAAAAAUUACUAAAUACGAACGUAGUUAUGAGCAAAAUGAGGAAAUGGGUUUAAAUGAUAUGAAAACUGAACACUACGAGCAACUUGAAUCAAUUGCUGAAUAGAUUAAAUAAACUAAUUCCUAAUUUUAUGUAAUAAUGUUGUCUACUCAUGGCUUCAAUUAUAAUUACUAUACAAUAAAUAACAUUGAUCCUAAAAAGGUCAAAUGAAAAAUAAUAAAUAUGUAACAUAAGUGUAACUUGUGCUUUUUGGAAUUUGAAAUAAAAAACCAAAUAAAACUAUGUAAAAUUUUUAUCAUAUAAAACAAACAGAAA
Calliphora vicina (urban bluebottle blowfly) is the source of this 1708-nucleotide messenger RNA. RefSeq names its product zinc finger protein Zpr1 (gene Zpr1). Gene Ontology annotation, cellular component: cytoplasm; nucleus. Lineage: Eukaryota; Metazoa; Arthropoda; Insecta; Diptera; Calliphoridae. Gene Ontology annotation, molecular function: zinc ion binding. Bases 80 to 1498 code for a protein of 472 amino acids. The transcript has a single exon. The record is from RefSeq and is a predicted model, not a curated record.